This is a messenger RNA of Myripristis murdjan (pinecone soldierfish), 3506 nucleotides long. Its product is annotated as G-protein-signaling modulator 2-like. Gene Ontology annotation, molecular function: GDP-dissociation inhibitor activity; G-protein alpha-subunit binding. The coding region runs from base 278 to 2500 and encodes 740 amino acids. The transcript is spliced from 15 exons. Gene Ontology annotation, biological process: establishment of mitotic spindle orientation. Gene Ontology annotation, cellular component: cell cortex. Lineage: Eukaryota; Metazoa; Chordata; Actinopteri; Holocentriformes; Holocentridae. The record is from RefSeq and is a predicted model, not a curated record.
GGUUACCGAGGGCUGCAGUAAUAAGAAAUGCGACCGUGAGCUAAAUCCAGCUGACCACUCUCUCAUCAACAAUUUCUGCUUGGAAACGACCUGGUGUUAAGCUGUACUUGCCUUAAAUAAAAGAUCUCAGUGCCCGGGUCCACACUGCUGAGGUUGGUUGAGAGAACAGAGCAGUUCAUACCCUUUGUUUUGCUGCAGCAUAUGCAGGGGAAGCUUGUCGUUUUUGUUUUGUUUUGUUUGUUUUUAAGGCAGCUGGGGCACCGUGGCUGCAUGCGUUAUGUGUAUGCACGCCAGAGUAGAGAAGCUGAUGAGUGUUUUACUGAAAAGGCUGCGUUUGCUCCGGAGACUGAUCAGAAAGAUUAAGAUGUCCAUCUUGUCAAACUGUCUAUGGUGCAUCAGAAUGGGAAGACGCAGAAGGAUGGAGGCGUCAUGUCUGGAGCUGGCUCUGGAAGGUGAGCGGCUGUGCAAAGUUGGUGACUACCGCGCCGGUGUGUCGUUCUUUGAGUCUGCCAUCCAGGUUGGAACUGAAGAUCUGCAAAUUCUCAGUGCCAUCUACAGCCAGCUGGGCAAUGCCUACUUCCACCUGCAAGCGUAUGAGAAAGCCCUGGAGUACCAUCAACAUGACCUCACACUUACCAGAACCAUUGGAGAUGAACUCGGAGAAGCCAAAGCCAGCGGUAACCUUGGGAAUACACUGAAGCUUUUAGGUCGGUUUGAUGAAGCGGUGGUUUGCUGCCAAAGACACUUGGAAAUCACCAGAGCCAUGUAUGAUAAGGUUGGGCAGGCUCGAGCGCUGUAUAAUUACGGGAACGUUUACCAUGCCAAGGGCAAGAGCAUCUGCUGGGUUGGUGCAGAGCCAGGAGAGUUCUCUGAGGAAGCCAGGAUAGCCCUGAAGAAAGCUACACAAUAUUAUGAGGCAAACUUGGGCCUUGUGAAGGAGUUGGGUGAUCGGGCAGCCCAGGGCCGGACCUAUGGUAACCUUGGAAACACAUACUAUCUACUGGGUGACUUUCAAAGUGCUGUAGCUGCUCAUGAAAAGCGCCUGCUCAUCGCUAAAGAGUUUGGGGAUAAGUCUGCUGAGAGGAGGGCCCACUGUAACCUUGGCAAUGCUCACAUAUUCCUCGGCCAGUUUGACUUGGCAGCUGGUCAUUACAAGAGGACUCUGCAGCUGGCCAGGCUGCUUAAGGACAGGGCAGUGGAAGCCCAGGCCUGUUACAGUCUGGGGAACACCUACACGCUGCUGCAGGACUAUGAGAGAGCCAUUGAUUACCACCUCAAACAUCUGGUCAUCGCUCAGGACCUCAAAGACCGGGUUGGUGAGGGCAGAGCAUGCUGGAGUCUAGGAAAUGCCCACACUGCCCUGGGGAAUCAUGAGCAAGCUAUGCACUUUGCUGAGAAACAUCUGGAAAUCGCCAUAGAGACUAAAGACAAAAGCGGCGAGAUGACGGCCAGGAUGAACUUGUCAGACCUGCGGCUGGUCGUUGGUCUCAAGUCCAACUCCAACAUCCAGUUCAACAGCCAAUGCAACACCAACAGUAACAGCUGCGUUCUGUCAGCAGGCCACCAGGGUUACCGCAUCCUCCCAGGUGUCAAAUCGUCUGCGAGGAGAGGCAGCGCAGAAGACUUGGAGCUGCUGAGGCCGAGGCCAGAUAAAAAUACAACUGGACAUACACAGCCACACUCAGACUGGGAGGAGGAUGUAUUCAGCAGGUCUUCCAAAGAUAACACAAUCAAGGCUUCCACCAAGCUCUUCUUAUUCCACCGUCUGAAAAGCAAGAAGCAGAAAAGCAAAUCGCCCCCUAAAGGCCAGCAGGAGAGCAGCAAAGAGCCCUCGACCCCUGAGCCAGACCCAGCGGUGUCAGCUAAGUCAGGAUCACGUGACACACUGGGAGAGGAUGGCUUUUUCGACCUCCUCUCUCGUUUCCAAGGCAACAGAAUGGACGACCAAAGGUGCUCCCUAUUGGACAGCCCGAGCAAUCUCCCUGACCAAUCCUCUCCCUCUUCUACCCCACCUGUAGCUGAGAGGAAAUCUAUUUUGGAGUGCGAGACACCCUUGCAGGAUCCUGGUCAUUUCCUGGAGCUGCUGGCCAGCUCCCAGGCCCGUCGGCUCAACGACCAGCGAGCCAGCCUCAGCCAUUUUCCUGGCUUGCGACUCAGCAUCUCAGACCCGCCUCACACACCCUCCACCUCCAGCACAGAACAGGCCCCCUCAAAAGCCCCCAUCUCCAGCACAGAUCCAGCAAGCACACCCUCCCUGUACAGCCAUCUCGAGGCCAAUGCUGAGCACCCUGAGGGGGAUGAUGUCUUCUUCGACAUGCUUGUCAAAUGCCAGGGCUCCAGGCUGAAUGACCAGAGGUGUGCUGCCCCAUCUCCUCCAACAAAGGGGCCUACUGUUCCAGACGAGGACUUCUUCAGCCUCAUUCUGCGCUCCCAGGCCAACAGGAUGGAGGAACAGAGAGUCCAGCUGCCCCCUGGCUGCACUCAGUCCAAACCAGACUGACACCACCGUGGGAUUUCUCUCAUAGUCUCAGGAUAUCCAUUUGUUACCCGAAUCACAAGGGCUUUCAUAAGGUUCUCAUGACCAUUUUGAUUUUCAUAUUUCAUCAUAUUAAAUAUGAAAAUCAUAUUUCAUAUCAUUAUUUUGUAUUUCCUGCCUUUUUGGGGGGAUCAAAGUGAUAACGUGACGCCACAUCCCCAUCAAAAAACUGCCAUGAUUGCAGGGGAGGCUAGAAGGAUCCAUGGAAUUACUUGAUAUGAUACUUGUCAUUUAAGACAUUUAUACAAUCUUAAGAAAUUUUGGGGUUUUGCAGACUCAUCUCUUUUUUGGCUCCUCUUCGUCGUAACCACUUGUCUCCCUGUGGCACCCCUCCUUGCUGCUUCUAACAGAGACAUUGGGUGUCUACUCUGCAAGCUUGCAUCAAGCUCCUCAUCCAGGCUGUGGAUUUUGGUUAACAGGGUUGGACACAAAGCAUACUCUAUUCCAAGAGUAUAAGCCAAACUAAAUAGCUUUCAACUUUGUGAUGUGUGAAAAGAGACUUCACUCACAUCUAAGCAUGCAUGUGCUUGUUACGAGAGAGUGGUUCUUUAGUAGGUAGCAUUGAAAUGUCUGUUCAGUCCAUCAUUUUAAACUCCUAAAAGUGUUGCAUUUUUUAAUUCAGCUCAGCCCUCUCUCCCACCAUGUCUCCAUCACAGAAGGCCAAAUGAGGAAAAAUGGCCCUAGCUCACCAAUUUACCAGGUGUGAUUGGUGUAGCCAUUUUCUACUUCUGUAUAUUGGACUUUUUUUUUUUUUUUUUAAGAAUGCCUGUUUUACAUUGUUAAUUAUAUGUUUGUAACAAACCUAUAUGUAUAAAUGCAGUGAGCUGAUGAAGGGACUUUUAAUCUUUGUGACAAGGUUUUACAGGGGACUAACUGACAUGAGGGGGAAAAAAAUGAAAUGUUUUAUGGUUGGUUUUAUAUUUACUACUUCUCCUGACUGGAGGGGAAAUAAAACCUCAUUUAAUCAAAA